Messenger RNA from Talaromyces proteolyticus, 984 nucleotides. RefSeq lists its product as uncharacterized. Lineage: Eukaryota; Fungi; Ascomycota; Eurotiomycetes; Eurotiales; Trichocomaceae. The record is from RefSeq and is a predicted model, not a curated record. The transcript has 6 exons. The coding region runs from base 1 to 984 and encodes 327 amino acids. Gene Ontology annotation, molecular function: arylformamidase activity.
AUGUCAAGCCCUAAUGAAUACGUAUUUCCUGCAUUUGAGGACCUCCCUCAAGUCAAUGACCAGCCAAUAGGCUGUCUCUGGGGGUUUUUUGACCAGGAUGGAAAGAAAGAUGAACUUGGAACUCUUAACCUCCUCACCCCAGAAGUCGUUAAAGCAGCAGCAACUGAGAUACAGCUGGGAAAACAUGUCCAACUUGACUGGAGCUUGAACCACCUAGAUUAUCCAGGUUAUGGUAGAUUUCAAUGUGAUCAUCGCAUCAAAGACCUGAGAGAAUUAGGCGUUGUUGCGUUUGAUGAUGAGCUCCGGAUAAAUACGCAAUCAAGCUCCCAAUGGGACGGUCUCAAGCAUUGGGGUUUGCAAGAUCAAGCUCUGUUUUACAAUGGUGCAACAGUAGAGCAAAUACAAGAAACUCCACAAAAUGGGAUUCAUAACAUAUGCAAUCGAGGCGGCAUUGUUGGUCGUGGAGUACUUGUCGAUUGGGUACGAUGGUGGGAACAUAAAAAUCCCAACGAAGUCCUACCAUCUGCUAUUAGUACGCAUAGAAUACCGGUUUCUGAAGUCGAAGAGGUGCUUCGGUUUCAGGGUACAGAGUGCCGGCAAGGUGACAUUUUCAUCAUGAGAACCGACUUCGUGCGUUGGCAUGAAGAAGCAUCGAAUGACGUUCGUAUUCACGGAACUCAGCAGAAUCAAGAUUUGAUCGGGCUUGAGAAUAGUAUGGAGACUGUCCGAUGGUUGUAUUCAAAGCAUUUUUCUGCGGUCGCCGGUGAUGCACAUGGAUUCGAAGUAUGUCCUAAUCCACCCGAUUGCUGUUUGCACGAAUGGCUUCUGGUUCAUUGGGGGACUCCGAUUGGGGAGUUAUGGAAUUUGGAGGGGCUUAGUAAAGCUUGUGAAGAGGCGAAUCGGUGGAGUUUCUUUUUCACAAGUGCUCCGCUUCACGUCCAAGGAGGAGUAGCCACACCUCCGUCAGCCAUAGCUAUUUUGUAA